Molecule: messenger RNA, 3699 nt
Organism: Fibroporia radiculosa
Lineage: Eukaryota; Fungi; Basidiomycota; Agaricomycetes; Polyporales; Fibroporiaceae
Exons: 18
Coding region: 1-3699 (1232 amino acids)
Biological process (GO): fatty acid biosynthetic process
Molecular function (GO): 3-oxoacyl-[acyl-carrier-protein] synthase activity; fatty acid synthase activity
Source: RefSeq, a predicted model, not a curated record
AUGGCUUCACGGCCGGCGCCUAGCUACAGCAACCCUGACCCGCAGGCAGUGGCCAUCGCCUAUCCUUAUGCGCUCCUGGCGGCGAAACGCAAGGCCUCGACACAGAGGAAUUUCAUGAAUUUCUCAGGCAUCGCGGAUCGGGGAUUAUCACCGUACCACCGCAUCGCUGGAAUGCCGAUGCAUAUCAUGGCACGGCACCCGGAAAAUCCUGCCAAAGGUGGCUUCAUACCUGAAUUUGAGUAUGCAGAUAUCCAGGAGUUCGGGAUCACUCAAGCGGAGGGUGGACAAGCUCUAAUCACUCAACUAGUUGUCCUGCAUCAGGCAUUCAAUGCCUUAUAUCGCAGUGGAAUCGACUAUCGGGCCACAAACACUGGGGUUUUUGUUGGGUGUCCGGGUGGAUUCAUUCCGUACGAUGUAGACAUAACUCAAGCAGGAGCGUACUUUAUGACGGGAACCUCUCUUUCCAUCACGGCCAAUCGUGUCAACUACGUUUUCGAUUUGCUUGGUCCUUCAACCAUAGUGGAUACAGCCUGUUCGUCCAGUCUCACCGCGAUGCAUCUUGCGGUCCAGGCAAUCAGGAAUGGGGACUGUGACCAGGCUAUUGUUGCCGGUGUCAACCUCAUUGCAUCACCGGCAGACACUGUUGCAUUUAGUCAGCUUGGUGUACUCAGUCCAGAUGGUAUAUCCAAGUCAUUCGACAACGACGCCGACGGCUAUGCUCGCGCAGAUUCGGCCGGGGCUGUUGUAAUCAAACGACACGAUCUUGCCGUCCGGGAUAACGAUACCAUUCAUGCGACCCUUGUCGGCACUGCGAUGACCUCUUGCGGGUCUCUCAUGGGCUCCCUCACAACCCCUAACCCUGAGGCUCAGGCUCAAGCAAUUCGUCUGGCAUAUGAAGAUGCCGGGCUUCGGCCACAUCAGGCUGACUUUGUCGAAUUGCGCGGGACAGGGACGGUCGUUGGGGAUUCCAUCGAGGCUAAUCUUGCGGGAAAAGUGUUCUCCACUGGUCGCGACGGGAAGGAAAUUAUAAUCGGAUCUGUUAAGAGCAAUGUUGGACACGGAGAAAUCAGUGCCUACAUGACUUCACUAACAAAGAUCGUACUGAUGCUAAGACACAAAGAGAUUUUACCGAACGGCUAUUUCAAAAAGGGAUCGGAAACGAUUGAUUUUGAGAAGUAUAAUUUACGUGUGCCUACUACUACCGCAGAAUUUGUCGCUCAAGAUCCCGAACAAGGUCUCAUUGCGUCCAUCUCGAGUUUUGGUUUCGGAGGAUCAUGUGGGCACACUGUUCUGCGCGAACACGAAUCGCGCCCCAUUCACUCCAGUCAUCCAUCUGGUUCUGCAAAUGGCCCAUUCCUUUUCACUAUGGGCGCCCUCACAUUCAAGUCUUGCAAUACGCUGAUGCAGGAAUAUAAGUCUCGCUAUCUCACGGGAGAUUGUCCUUCCCUCUGCGAACAUCUCGGCCGUCGCGCUCGCCAGAUGCCGUAUCGCACUUACGCAGUUGCCCAUAGUUUGGAGACAGCAACCUUUCCAGAGCCUGCCGUUGUUGGAAAGCGGGCUAAUCCUCUGGUUUACUGCUUUUCCGGACAAGGUCCACAGCACUGGCGCCAAGGGCGGGAUUUAAUGGCUGCCUACCCUGCCUUUCGCGAUAGUAUUCUCGCAUGUGACAAGGUUUAUAGCGCAUACGUCGGGGAAUCAUUCAUAUCCAAGACAGGAUUGUUUAUGCAAGAUCAUACGCAGAAAAAUCCGCUCGAAAAGAGUCCCAUUUGGCCCGCGGAGGUCAUUUCGGUGUCGAUCGCGUUCUUCCAAAUUGCCAUGUUUGACUUGCUUAUCGCUCUUGGGAUUCGACCUACCGCCCUUGUUGGACAUUCAUUGGGAGAGACUGCUGUCUUAUACGCAUCUGGCGCGGCGUCUCGUGAAAUGACCGUCAAGGUUGCAGUUGCGCGCGGUCGCGCCCUGGGAGUAGUUGACAAUACGGGAGGAUCCAUGGUUGCAAUGUCUGGAUGCGACGCCAAUACUGUUAACGAUUACGUGGAUGCUGCGUUAUCUCUGGCUGGAAGAGAGAGUCAAGCGACAAGGCAGCUACACUUGGCUAGUUAUAACAGCCCAACUGACAUUGGUGUAUCAGGUCCAGAGGAGGUCUUGGACGUAUUGUCGAUGUAUAUCGAUAAAUGGGUAGAUGGGGUCGUCGCCCGGAAACUUCGCGUCAGUACGGCUGUGCAUUCACCGUUCGUCGAUCCUUGCGAAGAUACAUAUCGCAGGGAGCUAGCUGCGAUCUUCUCUGCUCACCCUGGCGAUCACUCUCCCGUAAUCCCCACCAUGUCCACCGUGACUGGCGAGUUCGUGUCUGAGCCCUAUACGAUUGAUUAUUUAUGGAAAAAUCUUCGCCUGCCCGUGUUGUUCUCCACAGCCAUCCCCAAGAUGAAAGACUGUUAUGGCGAUCUGGUCACUUUCGUUGAAUUAUCUCCUCAUCCGGUUUUGUCUCAGUAUAUUAAAGCAAUGGGCGCCCAUGACUCUAUGGGCACUGGGUCUCGACCACCUUCCUUGCGUCAUACAAAAGUCAGUACAGGUGCGAAGACGGAGCUGCAUACGCUACUGGAUACAAUCGGACGUCUUCUGCUCUGCGGUAUUAAUUCGAUUGAUUUCUCCAUGCUAAACGCAUAUCCCUCAGAGUCACUUCCAGUUGUCGAAUAUCCAUUCAACAAAAAGCGUUGGCUGUGUGCAAAUGCUGUGGUCAAGCCCGCGUCCUAUCAGAGAUGGCUUCUCCCCCCAACGAGGGCGUUAAAUUCCUCCAGGCUAAGAGUUGGCCCCAACAAUCCAGAAUCUUGGAUGUCGCAACACGUCAUCGACCGCUCCAACUUGAUACCAGCGUCUGCAUAUAUCGAAAUGGCUUUAGAAUUCCCGGACGUGACCGAAGUCUGGGACUGCAAGUUUGAGUCUGCUUGCAUUCUUGAUGAAUACGGGCCUCCAAUUACGCUAGAGGUCUCAAAUGAGGGGGUGGAAUGGUUUGUAAAGUCCUCGUCGGCGCUUCAAACCAUGAAGGGAGACUUAGAAUGGACAAGGAGAGGCGUACCUUUGUUCGAUACUGUUCACUCGCGCGGGAAACUGGGUUACGGCCCACCAAAACUCAGUCCAAACGGUGUUACAUCGGUAAAUGUUGACGCAGUGAUCGAACGCUGUUUCCAGUCGAGCACGAAAGAAGAAAUUUAUGCGCAUUUACGAAACUAUGCCCAAUUUGGCCCUGAGUUUAUGCGAAUCAACCGGUUCAGUAUGAAUGAGACAGAGGGUAUCGCCUGGAUCCGGGGCCACGUCGAUGGCCUGAACGCGACGGAUUAUAAUUUUCAUCCCGCUUUACUAGAUGGUGUCUUUCAGCCAUGGGCCUUGCCACACGCACAUCUGUGUGGGUCUAGGGAACUUGAUGGCCUCGCGGUAGAGUCAGAAGCUACUCAAGUUUUGGCGUCUCUCGAUGAUCUCGCCGUCUCAUAUACCAUCGCGGCGCUGGCAUGCCUCCCGCAAGACUUCUCUCCGGAAAAUCUUGAUGACAAGCGUCGCCUAGCUAGGUCGAAGAAUCUCAUUGCCAAAUUUGGCGCUGGUUUUAUCCAUUCACCUUGUGGCCAGGUGUCUCCACAGUCUCAGUUCCAAGGUGUAUUGGAGUUGACACACCAACUCGGCAAAAUUUACGAAGGCAAGAAAUCAUGA